AUGCGACGACCGGACGUGGUCGCGGCCCCUCUGACUCGAUCAUCGGCCGCACCCGCUCAGCCGUCGCCCGCGAUCGGCCACAGCAUCGGCAGCCGCAGUCGCCUGCGGCCGUCCGCCAGCGGCCUCUCCUCGCCGCCUCCAGGCUCUGGCGGCUGGACGCUCCCCCCGCUGAACCACUUUAUGACUCUCCCCCGCACGUUUUUGGCCUCGCACGUGUUUGGCGCGUCGCUGGAGAGCCUGGCGCCGACCCCCAGCCGCAACACGAGUGCACGCGCCAAUCGGAAUCGACGAACGGGGUCGAACCCGCUGCCGAGCAGCUCCACGGACCUGCCGGUCCCCGACGACGACGACAACGACGACGACGAGGAGUGUGAGACACGCGAGCACUUUGUCCUGCCGCACCUGAUGCCGUUCCGCGACGGUCUGGACGUGACGGGGGACCGGACGCGGCCGCUGGAAGAGAUUGACCUCACGGUCUCGUCGUCGGAAGACGAGGGAGGAGAGCCGAAUGCAGGCGAGACGGACGACGUGAUUGAGAUCCACAGCCCCUUGUCGUCCAUGACGAUGGGCGCGUCUCAGCCACGUCGGAAGCGACGUCGACCAGGCGCAACGACUUGCCAAGGGGCUGUCAGCAAAGGACGUAAGCGUCCAUGCCUGACGACGAUGAUGCGGAGCGCCGAGUGCACCAACAUUGGCAUGCAGAACAACGAAGCAGUGGAGAAGUUCAAGCAUCUGCUCAAGUGCGCCAUCUGUCUCGACGUGCUGGAAGAUAUCACGUCCACGGUCUGUGGCCACAUCUUUUGCGCGGGCUGCAUUUGCCAAGCGAUCCGCGCGAACGGCAAGUGCCCCUUGUGCCAGCGUCGUCUGCAUCUCAAGGACACGCACCCACUGUUUUUUUAA
This is a messenger RNA of Hyaloperonospora brassicae, 900 nucleotides long. The record is from the annotation of a GenBank genome assembly. NCBI's taxonomy places the organism in Eukaryota, Oomycota, Peronosporomycetes, Peronosporales, Peronosporaceae.